Messenger RNA from Oryzias melastigma (Indian medaka), 1996 nucleotides. Its product is annotated as parapinopsin. The transcript has 4 exons. The coding region runs from base 656 to 1672 and encodes 338 amino acids. Gene Ontology annotation, cellular component: photoreceptor outer segment; membrane. Lineage: Eukaryota; Metazoa; Chordata; Actinopteri; Beloniformes; Adrianichthyidae. Gene Ontology annotation, biological process: G protein-coupled receptor signaling pathway; visual perception. Gene Ontology annotation, molecular function: G protein-coupled receptor activity. The record is from RefSeq and is a predicted model, not a curated record.
UAAAACUUAUUUUAUUGUAUUCUAACAUAUGGGAAGAAGAAUAACUUCCUAUGGAACUUGGAAGGGGUGGGAUCUAAUAAACUAACUAACUACGUUUUUGAACAGUUUAGUUUUAUAAAUGUGAAUAAGUGUUUUAUUGUUUUAGUGUAUUUAUUAUUGUAUUUUUUACGUUUCAUUCUUUGGUUUAAGAAAAAAUCCUAAAAAUGUUUGUUCCAUUGCUCUUUAUAAAACAGUAUAAGGAUUGUGAGGAUUUGCUCCUGGAUGACAUGACCUGCCUUCACUCGGUCCCCGACUCACCUCCUCUGACCUCCUUGCACAAUAGCAGGAAAAAAGGAACCAAAGAGGCUGUGAAUGAAUAAAAACAAGAAAAAUAAUCUAUCUUAAAUGCAAUAAAAGCAUUUAUUACAUCCUUAUAACUCAUUUUUUUCUUCAGAGUUUUGGAAGCGCUUCCUCGCUUUGCUGAUACCUGUAAGUCCUUUUGUAAUCAAUCAAAAGGUGAAAGAUCAGGGAUGAUCAUUUGGAGGAAUUACUCCAUGCUAAGACCAGAUCUAAAGGAUUUAUUCCAGGCAUUUAGUCGGAGUGCUCAAGAAGUAUUUUCACAUCCAGCAGCUCAGCUGGAGAGGACACCGCAGUUCCUUUAUUCAGCUUUGCACCAAUGCAGCCCUCCCAGCUUCUACCCAACGCUUCUCUCUACGUGGGGCCAGAGCGGGAGCCCCCUCUGUCACGCACCGGCUUCAUCUUCCUCGCCAUCAUCAUGGCCCUUUUUACCAUUCCUGCCAUCAUACUCAACGCUACAGUGAUCAUUGUGUCCCUCAUGCACAAGCAGCUGAGGCAGCCGCUCAACUACGCUCUGGUGAACAUGGCCGUGGCGGAUCUGGGCACAGCCAUGACCGGAGGAGUGCUGUCCGUGGUCAACAAUGCCCAGGGGUACUUCUCCCUGGGCAGAACAGGCUGUGUGAUGGAGGGCUUUGCAGUGUCCUUGUGUGGCAUCACGUCCCUGUGCACGGUGGCUCUGAUUGCAGUCGAGAGGAUGUUUGUGGUGUGCAAGCCUCUGGGACAGAUAACGUUCCAAAAGAAACAUGCCGUUGGAGGCAUUGUGCUGUCCUGGCUGUGGUCCCUUACCUGGAACGUUCCUCCGCUGUUGGGAUGGGGGAGGUAUGAGCUGGAGGGGGUUGGGACUUCCUGCGCGCCAGACUGGCACAGCAAAGAUCCCAGCAAUGUGUCCUACAUCCUGGCUUACUUUGCCGUGUGCUUUGCGGUUCCGUUUGCAUUGAUCCUGGCCUCCUACGCAAAACUGAUGUGGACUUUACACCAGGUUUCGAGGAUGACCUGUGUGGAGGGAGGCGCGGUGGCCAAAGGCGAGAUGAAGGUGGCCUCCAUGGUGGUUCUGAUGGUCCUGACGUUCCUGGUCAGCUGGCUUCCGUACGCCAGCCUGGCCCUGCUGGUUGUGUACAACCCGGACGUGAAGAUCCACCCUCUGGUGGGCACGGUGCCCGUGUACCUGGCCAAAAGCAGCACCGUGUACAAUCCCAUCAUCUACAUCUACCUCAACAAUCAGUUCCGCAGGUAUGCUGUUCCCUUCCUGCUCUGUGGGAGAGAGCCCUGGGAUGAAGACGAGGCGUCAGAGACCACCACCACCGUCGAGAUCACCAACAAAGUGUCUCCCAGCUGAAAGCUCCACCACACAUGAGAUUAAACGGAUUUGUGUUUUGCUGUCAGUGUGUUCUUCAUUUUUAUUUUAUUUUUUAUUUAAAAAAGGGUUAAAAUGCUGCAUGGCCACCUAGACGCCAAAGAAACACUGUAGCUGACUGGAAUUUGUCUUUGGAAAAUGUCACGGAGGGACUAAAGAUUUCAGUUGUUUAGGGUUUAAAAAGAGGAAAAAAAUAGGUUGCAAGUAAAAUGUUUCUUUGCUAAUCAAAACCAGAGUAUUUUUUGAUUGAAACAGGGGGUGGUGGAGGGUAAAUUUCCAAGCAUUUGAAUGUAAAAAAGAAAAAAA